Messenger RNA from Scatophagus argus, 1979 nucleotides. RefSeq names its product T-cell surface protein tactile. The transcript has 7 exons. Gene Ontology annotation, biological process: cell-matrix adhesion; inflammatory response. The record is from RefSeq and is a predicted model, not a curated record. Bases 92 to 1555 code for a protein of 487 amino acids. NCBI's taxonomy places the organism in Eukaryota, Metazoa, Chordata, Actinopteri, Scatophagidae.
ACAGUCUCUGCCUGACUCUUUAACCUCAGUCAACAGAAUACUGUUCUUGUCUUUGCUGAAUCCCUCAAUGGAUUCAGCUUGAUUGAUCGUAAUGAGUUUGAGGAGCACAGACAUGGCAGGAAGUGCACUGGGAACGGCCUUCUCACUCCUGCUCCUUGCCUGUAUUAUACAAGGUGUCCAGAAUUUUGAGAUGUUCUAUCAUGAAAAGAUGGAGGCAACAGUGGGCCAGGACAUUGCGUUACCCUGUACUGUAAAAAGCAGUACUGAUCUCAAGAUUGUCAGCAUUGAAUGGAGUAAGAAUAGAAAUAGAACCACAAAGCUGGCUCUGUACAGCCCAGUACAUGGACACCAUAAAUUUUGGCCGAAUGUCAGCAUCCAGGUUGAGCAGAACUCUCUGGGUUCCUAUCUAAAUCUGCUUGGAGUGACAAAAACUGACAGUGAUAUCUAUAUCUGUGAGAUCACAACCUUUCCUCUGGGCUCCAUCAGGAGAGAAACUGAGCUAAAGAUUAAAGAUGAAGUUAAAAUAAUGUGUGAUGUGGACAACACUGUAGAGGUCCAGGCUGGAGAAAAUGUGACCAUUCAGUGCAGAAUGAUCCCUAAUGCACAGUACAGGUGGACCAAGAACAACAAGCUGGUGUCAGAGAAUGAAUCUCUUGAGCUUUCACGGGUAACUGUUGCUGACACAGGGGUUUACAAGCUGACUGUCAACACAGGAAACAAAAGCCUGCAUAAAGAGUUUAUCAUCAAGUUUCCAAAGGCAACCACAAGCUUACGGCCAGAUCCUGUGCCAGUAACACCACAGUCUGAUGUAAAUGUGAAUGGGCUGACCAAAUCAACAGACAGCAGCCUUACCACACCACCAUCCUCUGGGCUUUCAACCACUGACAACAGUGCAACUUGGACCACAAGGAUGGGCACUGAUGUAACAGAUGAUAGUCCAAACCCCAGUGACCUUACAGCAACAGCUGGACAGAAUAUGACCUCUUAUAUAAAUCGUAAACAUAUCAGCAUCACACCAUCAUCUACCACACACACUGACCCCCGUCACUUCAACAGCUCCAGUGAUCCGAGCCAAUCAGUCCCCAGAAGUCUUUCUACAACAUUAAGGAAUAGCGUGUUCAGAUCAACACCAGACACGACAGAUGAGCCCACGCUGCAUGCGGUGCAUCCAGAAAUCAAUUCUUCAGCAAGUCCAGAAGAUUCCAGCCCUAAGGGAGAGUUUACAGAAAACUCUGACAACCCUGGUGCAGCUCCAACUCUGAACACAGGACAUACAGUAACUGUGAAAGUUGAAGAGACUAACGGUGCACAGAGUUAUCUGUUGUUGGUGCUCACCAUUCCCAUGGUGGUAUUGAUUGCCUUGGCUGGCUUCAUCUGCAGGAAACAACUUAUAAAACGGAGGAUGGAUAUGCCUCCUCCAUUCAAACCUCCCCCUCCUCCAGUCAAGUAUACAUCUGCAAGACACCAUGAGGUCUCAGCACAGCUUUUCCCCACGUCAAGGUGUAACUCAAUAACAGAAUAUGAAGAUAUAAAAGAAACAUUUAUUAACAGAUGAUGCCUCAUAUAGUGCACAAUGGCAGCUGUGGUCAGUUUUGAACUGCAGUCACUCAGCAGUUGCGGGCAAUAGUAUAAUAAAAUAAUAAAAAUAUACUAAAAAAUAGUAUACCUGAGCUGCGUGUUUAUGUCUGAGGUGGGUAAGGUGGCUUCAAUAUAAAAUGUGUUUUAUAUUUUUCCAUCAAAUGUAUUACAGUUGUCUAACAUAUGAAAAGCUGGUUUGAUUUAACUCUUUUAAACUCUGUGUGACUCUAUCACCCUAUUGGUGUUAUUGUUUUCCUUCUGUGACAGUGUUUCAAUAUUGUAAGUUCAGUGUGUUUCAAUUUGUAAUGCAGUCGUUUGGAUUAUUGUGGACUAUUGUAUCUCAAUAGUAAACAAGUCUUCUGUUAGAAAAAAAUAAAAACAAAACUGGUGGAGCAAUGUAA